This is a messenger RNA of Trichechus manatus latirostris (Florida manatee), 1394 nucleotides long. RefSeq names its product perilipin 5 (gene PLIN5). Gene Ontology annotation, cellular component: lipid droplet; cytosol. Lineage: Eukaryota; Metazoa; Chordata; Mammalia; Sirenia; Trichechidae. The transcript has 7 exons. The record is from RefSeq and is a predicted model, not a curated record. Gene Ontology annotation, biological process: lipid storage; positive regulation of triglyceride storage. Bases 24 to 1394 code for a protein of 456 amino acids.
GGCUGACCCUUUUUGCAGCGGGUAUGUCUGAAGACGAGACAGCUCAGGCUCCCAGGCCCAGAUUGUUGGAGCAGAAACAGCAGAACGUGGUGCAGCGCGUGGCGGCCCUGCCCCUGGUUAGGGCCACCCGCACUGCAGUCUCCGAUGCUUACAGCAUGGCCAAGGACAGGCACCCACUGCUGGGCUCUGCCUGCCGCCUGGCUGAGCACUGCGUCUGCGACCUGACCACCCGUGCCCUGGACCACGCCCAGCCGCUGCUCGACCACCUGCAGCCCCAGUUGGCCACAGUGAACGACCUCGCCUGCAGGGGCCUGGACAAGUUGGAGGAGAAGCUGCCCUUUCUCCAGCAACCUUCAGAGAUGGUGGUGACCUCAGCCAAGGACGCGGUGGCCAGUGGCGUGACAGGCGUGGUGGGCCUGGCACAGAGGAGCCGGCGCUGGAGUGUGGAGCUGAAGCGUUCCAUGAGCCAUGCCAUGGACGUUGUGCUGGGCAAGUCGGAGGAGCUGGUGGACCACUUCCUGCCAAUGACGGAGAAUGAGCUCGCGGCUCUGGCAGCCGAGGCCGAGGGCCCGGAAGUGGCCUCGGUGGAGGAGCAGCGGAAGAAUCAGGGCUACUUUGUGCGUCUGGGCUCCCUGUCGGCGCGAAUCCGCCACCUAGCAUAUGAGCAUUCUCUGGGGAAACUGAGGCAGAGCAAACACCGCGCCCAGGACACGCUGGCCGAGCUGCAGGAGACACUGGAGCUGAUUGACCUCAUGCAGGGUGGGCCCCCCUCUGCCGCCCCCGUCUGCUCCGGGAAGGUGCACCAGCUGUGGGGGGACUGGGGCCAGCGCUCCCUGGAGAAUGGCCGCCGCCGGAGCCAGGCGGAGCUGGAGACGCUGGUGCUGUCACGUAACCUGACGCAGGAGCUGCAGAGCACGGUGGAUGCGCUAGAGAGCAACGUGCGGGGCCUGCCCCCCAGCGCCCAGGAGAAGGUGGCCGAGGUGCGGCGCAGUGUGGACGCCCUGCAGGCCGCCUUCGCCGACGCCCGCUGCUUCGGGGACGUGCCGGCGGCGGCACUGGCCGAGGGCCGUGGCAGCGUGGCGCGGGCCCACGCCUGUGUGGACGAGCUGCUGGAGUUGGUGCUGCAGGCUGUGCCGCUGCCCUGGCUCGUGGGGCCCUUUGCGCCCAUCCUUGUGGAGCGGCCCGAGCCCCUGCCCAACCUGGCAGACCUGGUCGAUGAGGUCGUCGGGGGCCCCGACCCCCGCUGGGCGCACUUGGACUGGCCGGCCCAGCAGAGAGCCUGGCAGGCCCAGCACGGUGACGGCCCAGGCCUCCAGGGGGACAUCCCCGAGGAGGAGCCCGAGUCCCCCAGCCGCCCGGUCAAGCACACCCUCAUGCCGGAGCUGGACUUCUGA